AUGUCGACCCUUGAAAGCAAAGAGAAAGGUGUCAUCGAUGAGUAUGGACCCUCGGUGGAUUCAGACUCCAAAAAUACAUCGACGUCAUCCUUACACCCAUACGAGGGUAUUACACACGGUGUAGAGGACCAAGUCAGAGAUUUGGCAAGAAGCCUCACAAACCAAAGUUUGCAAGAAACUCACAGUAAUGCGAGUGUCCCGGAUAACAGGUCGCUGUUCUCCAGUGCAGAUGGGUUGAACCCGGUAUUCUCCAAUGUCGAAACACCAGAGUACGAUGAGAGGCUAGAUCCAAACUCGGAAAACUUCUCCAGUGUCGCUUGGGUCAAGAAUAUGACAAAACUGGCCAAUAACGACCCAGAUUACUACAAACCGUACUCGUUGGGGUGUGUUUGGAAGAAUCUGAUCGCAUCCGGGCAGUCCUCAGAUAUAGAGUACCAAUCCACGGUGCUCAAUUUACCCUUGAAGACAGCCCAAGAGGUUUACAGAACUUUGAGACCCCCACCAGAAUCGGAGUUGUUCCAGAUCUUGAAACCAAUGAGCGGGUACUUGGACCCAGGUGAGUUGCUUGUCGUGUUGGGGAGACCAGGGUCCGGUUGCACAACUCUGUUGAAGUCGAUCUCUUGUAAUACACACGGGUUUAAUAUAAGUAAAGAUUCCGUCAUCUCGUACAAUGGUCUGAGCCCGAAGGAGAUAAAGAAGCACUACAAAGGUGAAGUCGUAUACAACGCGGAAGCUGAUAUCCACUUACCACAUUUAACCGUGUUCGAAACGCUAUACACGGUCGCUAGACUGAAGACGCCGCAGAACAGAGUCAAGGGUGUCGACAGAGACUCUUGGGCAAGACACGUCACCGAUGUCAGCAUGGCCACUUACGGGUUGUCCCACACGAGAAACACAAAAGUCGGUAACGAUCUGGUUAGAGGUGUCUCUGGUGGUGAGCGGAAGAGAGUCUCCAUUGCGGAGGUUACCAUCUGUGGGUCGAAAUUUCAAUGUUGGGAUAACGCCACGAGAGGGUUGGACUCUGCGACUGCGUUGGAGUUCAUUCGUGCUUUGAAGACCCAGGCUACCAUCUUGAACGCAGCAGCUACAGUGGCCAUCUACCAAUGUUCGCAGGACUCAUACGAACUUUUCGACAAAGUAUGUGUGCUCGAUGAGGGGUACCAAAUCUUCUACGGUAGAGGCGACAAAGCCAAGGAAUUUUUCCAAAGAAUGGGGUACGUCUGCCCAAGUAGACAGACAACCGCAGAUUUCUUGACCUCCGUGACAAGUCCCGCGGAAAGAAUUGUCAACCAAGAAUACAUCGAAAAGGGUAUUGAUGUCCCACAGACUCCAAAGGCCAUGUACGAAUACUGGCUAAACUCCCCUGAACACAAACAGUUGGAGGACGAGAUCGACCAGAAGUUGAGUGGGAGCGACGAUAGCGCACGUGAAGUCAUGAAGGAGGCACACAUCGCCAAGCAAUCCAAGAGAGCUAGACCUGGCUCCCCAUACACGGUAAGCUACGGUUUGCAAGUCAAGUACUUACUCACGAGGAAUUUCUGGAGAAUACGGAAUAGCUCAGGUGUGUCGCUGUUUAUGAUCCUCGGUAACUCCUCAAUGGCCCUCAUUUUGGGUUCCAUGUUCUACAAAGUCAUGAAAAAGGGCGGUACAGGUUCUUUCUACUUCCGUGGUGCCGCCAUGUUCUUCGCCCUGUUAUUCAAUGCAUUCUCCUGUCUACUGGAAAUUUUCUCCCUGUUCGAGGCUAGACCCAUCACAGAGAAACACAACACAUACUCCCUGUACCACCCUAGUGCAGACGCCGUCGCUUCUAUUCUUUCCGAGAUCCCCACCAAAAUGAUUAUCGCUGUCUGCUUCAACAUCAUUUUUUACUUCCUGGUUGACUUCAGAAGGAAUGGUGGUGUUUUCUUCUUCUACCUCCUGAUCAAUGUCGUCGCUGUGUUUGCUAUGUCCCAUCUGUUCCGAUUCGUCGGGUCCAUCACCAAAACGUUAUCUGAAGCCAUGGUCCCCGCCUCUAUAUUACUGCUAGGCAUGGCCAUGUUCAGUGGGUUUGCUCUACCAAAGACGAAGAUGCUAGGGUGGUCCAAAUGGAUUUGGUACAUCAACCCAUUAUCCUACUUGUUCGAAUCGCUAAUGAUCAACGAAUUCCAUGACGUGAGGUAUCCUUGCUCUCAAUACAUUCCUGCUGGACCUGCCUAUGUCAAUGCAACUGGUACUGAUAGAAUAUGUGCUUCUCGGGGUGCAAUCCCAGGGAACGACUACAUCCUCGGUGACGAUUUCAUUAACAUCAGUUACGACUACUGGCACUCUCACAAGUGGAGAGGUUUCGGUAUUGGGAUGGCUUAUGCGAUUUUCUUCCUGAUGGCAUACAUGUUCGUGUGUGAGUUCAACGAAGGUGCUAAACAGAAGGGUGAGAUCUUGGUGUUCCCAUCGGCCAUUGUCAAGAAGAUGAAGAAAGAAGGUCAAUUGAAGAAAAGGACCGACCCUAACGAUUUGGAAGCUGCUAGUGACUCAAGUGUGACUGACCAAAAGAUGCUAAGGGAUUCUGAGUCGUCUUCGGAAAACGAUUCCGAAGGUGGCGUCGGAUUGUCCAGAUCAGAAGCUAUUUUCCACUGGAGAGACUUGUGUUACGAUGUCCAGAUCAAGGAUGAGACCAGAAGAAUUCUGAACAACGUCGAUGGUUGGGUGAAACCCGGUACGCUAACUGCUUUGAUGGGUUCCUCUGGUGCUGGUAAGACAACCUUGCUGGAUUGUUUGGCUGAAAGAGUCACGAUGGGUGUCAUCACUGGUGAUAUUUUUGUUGAUGGUUUGCCAAGAAAUGAAUCUUUCCCAAGGUCUAUCGGUUAUUGUCAACAACAGGAUUUGCAUUUGAAAACUUCCACUGUGAGAGAGUCGCUAAGGUUUUCCGCCUACCUACGUCAACCCAAGGAGGUUUCCGUUGAGGAAAAGAACGCAUACGUCGAAGAAAUCAUCAAAAUUCUGGAAAUGGAAAAGUACGCAGAUGCCAUUGUCGGUGUUGCUGGUGAAGGUUUGAAUGUUGAACAGAGAAAGAGAUUGACUAUUGGUGUUGAACUAGCUGCUAAACCAAAACUACUGGUGUUCCUUGAUGAGCCAACUUCCGGUUUAGACUCUCAAACUGCAUGGGCUAUCUGUCAACUGAUGAAGAAGCUUUGUAAACACGGUCAAGCCAUUUUGUGUACCAUCCAUCAACCUUCUGCUAUUUUGAUGCAGGAGUUUGAUCGUCUGCUAUUCAUGCAAAAGGGUGGUAAAACUGUGUAUUUUGGUGAAUUAGGUGAAGGGUGUCAAACUAUGAUCGACUACUUUGAAUCCCAUGGUGCCCAUGAGUGUCCUGCUGACGCGAACCCUGCUGAAUGGAUGUUGGAAAUUGUCGGUGCCGCCCCAGGUUCGCAUGCUAACCAAGACUACUAUGAAGUAUGGAGAAACUCUGAAGAAUACAAGGCUGUACAUGCGGAACUUGAUCGGUUGGAGAGAGAUCUGCCUUCGAAGAGUUCUAAUAACGAGGCAGUAGGCAGCGAGUUUGCUACAGGUAUCUUCUACCAAACCAAGCUGGUUAGUGUGCGUCUGUUCUAUCAAUACUGGAGAUCCCCUGAGUAUUUGUGGUCCAAGUUCUUUUUGACUAUCUUCGACGAGUUGUUCAUUGGUUUCACUUUCUUCAAGGCUGGUACAUCGCUACAAGGUUUACAGAACCAAAUGUUGUCCAUUUUCAUGUUCUGUGUUAUCUUCAAUCCACUGCUGCAACAAUAUCUACCACUGUUUGUGCAACAGAGAGAUCUUUACGAGGCCAGAGAGCGUCCUUCAAGAACAUUUUCCUGGAUUUCGUUUAUGAGUGCUCAAAUUAUUGUUGAACUUCCAUGGAACAUUUUGGCUGGUACUUUGGCAUUCCUGAUCUACUACUACCCUGUCGGUUUCUACAGUAACGCCUCAUUGGCCAACCAACUACAUGAAAGAGGCGCCUUGUUCUGGUUAUUAUCCUGUGCUUUUUACGUCUAUGUCGGCUCCACUGCUUUGAUCGCGGUUUCCUUCAACGAGAUUGCCGAGAAUGCUGCUAAUUUGGCCAGUUUGUGUUUCACCAUGGCCUUGUCUUUCUGUGGUGUUAUGGCCACUCCUGAUGCUAUGCCAAGGUUCUGGAUUUUCAUGUACAGAGUGUCGCCGCUGACUUACUUGAUUGAUGCCUUACUGUCUGUCGGUGUCGCCAACGUCCCAAUCAAAUGUGACAAGGAGGAGCUAUUGCAAUUUACACCUGCGAACGGCAUGACCUGUGGAGAAUACGUUGCUCCUUAUUUGGAAUUGGCAAAGACUGGUUACUUAAUCAGUGAGGAUGCAACUGAUAAGUGUGAAUUCUGUCAAUUUUCGUCGACGAAUGAUUUCUUGAAAACGGUGAGCUCUUCAUACAGCCUCAGGUGGAGAAACUUCGGUAUCUUCAUUUGCUUUAUCGCGUUCAACUACAUCGGUGCCCUUGUCUUCUACUACUGGGCAAGAGUUCCAAAGAAGUCAAAGAUGAAGAAGGAGAAGGACUCCAAAUAA
This is a messenger RNA of Huiozyma naganishii CBS 8797, 4542 nucleotides long. It is a transcript of the gene PDR5, whose product is annotated as ATP-binding cassette multidrug transporter PDR5. Gene Ontology annotation, cellular component: membrane. The transcript has a single exon. Gene Ontology annotation, molecular function: ATP binding; ABC-type transporter activity; ATP hydrolysis activity. Lineage: Eukaryota; Fungi; Ascomycota; Saccharomycetes; Saccharomycetales; Saccharomycetaceae. Gene Ontology annotation, biological process: xenobiotic detoxification by transmembrane export across the plasma membrane. Bases 1 to 4542 code for a protein of 1513 amino acids. The record is from RefSeq and is a predicted model, not a curated record.